AUGACAAGAGGCGGCUGUCCAAGCUCUUAUGUCAUCGUCCAGAUGGUGGCCCGGGCGGUGGGCUGGAUGACGAGCGUCACAACGUUGGUGAUUCUGGCCUUCAUCAUCAACCAAUGGGUAGACAAGGGCGGUGCCAUCGCUGCUGGCCUCGUGGGAUCCGCCAUCGCCAUCCUCAACGACUCGUGGAUCGUUGUCGCCAAGCUCGAUCGUUCCCUCGGCUUCCAGCCACUGUCGCCAGCCCGUGCUCUCCUCCACGAUCUCUUUUCGCUAGCCAUCUCCCUCGGCGGCAUCGUCAUGAUUAUUUUCUCGCGCUACACAUACCAGGCCGACGGGUUUGCCGCUCUCGACAGUGACUCGUCGCCUCAGAUCACAGGCUCGGUGGGAGAAACCGACGUCAUCAGCAGAGAGGGCUUUUCGCAGAACAAGAUGCUGGCUGUUGGGGUGUGGAUGCUCACGGCCGUCGUGUGA
Messenger RNA from Trichoderma virens Gv29-8, 468 nucleotides. RefSeq lists its product as uncharacterized. The transcript is spliced from 2 exons. The record is from RefSeq and is a predicted model, not a curated record. Bases 1 to 468 code for a protein of 155 amino acids. Lineage: Eukaryota; Fungi; Ascomycota; Sordariomycetes; Hypocreales; Hypocreaceae.